ACGCAUCGCGAUUCCUGCCGCGAUGCGCUUCGCCUCGCCUUCCCGGCGGAUGUUCUGCCGCCUCCUCUGCACGCUGCCGCAGAAACUCAACAACGUGCAUUUCCUCCUCCGCGACCGUGUCCUUAAGGAGGCGCGGUGCUGGCUCACGGAGUACCUCCACUCUGAUCGCGCCAUCCCCUUCUCCCACGCCGACUCCAUCGUCUCACACGCCCCAUUCUCCCUCUCCGCCUUCCUCUCCCAGGUCCCCUUCCCAUCGAACACCGCUCGCGCGGACUUGAAGCGCAUCUUCCGCCGCUUCCUCACAUACCACCCCCUCGACGAGUACGACUUUUUUUUCGAGAGCAUCGGCCUUCCUCCCUCCUCUUCCUCCUCCUCCUCCUCUGCCGCCUCCGCUUAUCCCAGUUACUUCCUUUCCGACGACUCCUUGCUCCUUGCCGCAGUCUCCGCGCUCGUGCACUACGGCUUCCCUUGGACAAAGCUCGGCCUCCUCUACCGUGAGGAGCCCCGCAUCUUUUCAUCAGAUUCCGACAGACUUAUUUCCAGGCUCAGCGCCCUCGAGUCCCGUGGCUUUCAUCGCGCAUGCAUCAUCGGCAUUUGCCUUGCUUUCCCCUCCGCGCUGAGUGCAGAUGCUGACCCUGGUGGCGAAAUCGAUCACUUGUUUCAGUAUCUGAAUAAGGUCUUCCUCGACUUCGAUCUUUCACAAUCCGUCCCGGAAAACAAUGUGGACAUCUUCCUCCAGGUGUGUAGGAAUAUUCGUGUGUUCUAUGAUUUGGAUUCUAGAAAGGAAACGAUGGGCGAGCUGAUGUGCAAGAACCUUCGGAAGAUAUUUCUUGAGCUGGAUGCUGCGUUAAUAGCUCAAAAAUUGAAGUUUUUCAUCAAUUUAGGGAUGGAGGCUUCUGAAGCUGGGCAUUUCAUUCUUAAACAUGCUGAUAUUUUCAAUACCGAUUUGGAAAACCCUAGCAUUUUGAUGCCAGAGUAUCUCAAAUCCAUUGGUUUGAAAAAGGAUAAUGUUGCUACGCUGUCUGGGAGCUUUCCUUAUGUGAUGGGCAAGAAUAAAUUAGGGAAUUUGCCGGCUACCUUGAAAGCCAUGAAUCUGCACAAUUGGUUCCUAGGCAAGAUCUUGAAUGGGAAUCUCCAUUAUCUCUCACCUGAAUUUAUUCUAACUAGCUCUCAUAACACAUCAUCAGAGAAUGGGUUUCGUCAUGGUUUGGAAAGGCUAAAAUCAGCAAGGAUGAAUCUGUAUUUGGACAAGAAAGUGGAAUUCUUGCUGAGUAUCGGAUUUGGGGAGAAUGAGCUGACACUCAGAUCCGUAUCAGCACUCCAAGGCCCAAACGACCAACUGCAGGGGCGCUUCGAUUGCAUUCAGGGGCUGGGUAUUGAGUACUCCACGCUUUGUAGGAUGAUAAAUGCAAAACCCCUUAUAUUGAAUCUGUGCAAAGAUACCGUCCGUGAGAAAGUGAAUUUCCUUUGCAAUGACUUGGGCUACUCGUUGGAGCACCUUGAAAAUUUCCCUGCUUUUCUGAGUUAUGGUCUGGAGAGCCGAACUAAGCCAAGAUUUAAAAUGCUAGAUUGGCUUAAAGAACUUGGCUUGCUGAAAAAGCAUCUUGCGCCAUCCACCUUCCUUUCAUAUUCUGAGAGGGAAUUCAUCACUUUCCUCUAUAGUGUCCAUCCAGCUGCUCCUAAGCAGUGGCUGGAGUGCUACUUAUCGAGAGGGGACAAUGGAAAUCAAAGAACCUUAUUUAUGCCUUGCCGCGGGCAUAAGAAUCCUGCUUAAAGAAUUGACAAAUACUUUUUUUCAUUGUUAAUCAUUAAGGCUCUUCAGUGUACAUGUAAACAUUAUUGGAACUUAUGAUUUCUUUCAUACCAUAAGUCAGUCAGCCAUUACCUUUGGAAUCUGCAAAAUUAGCAUUUAUGGAUGUAUCGUUGUUGUUCUUAUUCAUAUUGUCCUAGUUCUGACUCAACCCUAAAGAUAUUCCAAAUGAAUCAAGAGACCUGGCCUUGAGUCCUUGGAAUAUUUUGAUAAAUGACACUUAUCAAGCAUAAAACUAGGCACUACUUGGAUGUUUGCUAAAUUCUUUUUUUAGACAAUCUUUUAGGAAAACAAUUUAAAGCUUGCAGAAUACUAGUAUUUCCAAUUUUAUGUUUAAGAGCUGACACAGGUUUUGAAUAUCUACUGGCUUUGUGAAUCCUUAUUAGUUCGAACAGGUCAGUUAACUUGGAUCUGCUUUCAUAUUUCACUCCACUUUAUUCUUGUGGAGCAACUGAACAUGAUCUAAUUUUUUUUCCACUGUUUACGUCUUAUGUUGGCCACACAAUGUGUAUCGUAUUAGUAGAAACUGAUCAUCAUCUGUGGUGGGAACAGACUAUUUGCUGGAUUUUCAUACAUGUAAACCUCCUUGCGAUGCACCUCCAACCUUUGUCUUUUGGAUGGCAAGCUUCCGGGGAAGUAACAUUAUUUUAUCUAAGCAGCUUGAUGUUGCAAAGUUACAGAAUACUGGUGACAUCUGAUCUUCUACAAAGAAAAGAGUAUGCAGGCGGCAGAGUAAACUCACAUAGUCCAUAAUUUUAUGACUCGUGAUGAACCACGGGAUAGUCUACCAGCCAAGUUGAAGCUCAUUUUGCCUCUCAACAUUUUUAUCCUUUUUGUUAUUAUUUAUUAUUAUUUUUUUGGGUCUAGUGUUUAGGGACAUUUUCAUCUUUUAAGCGUACUGAUGUAUCUUCCCAAAGUUUUAUUCCCAUCCCCUG
Molecule: messenger RNA, 2745 nt
Organism: Zingiber officinale
Lineage: Eukaryota; Viridiplantae; Streptophyta; Magnoliopsida; Zingiberales; Zingiberaceae
Product: transcription termination factor MTEF18, mitochondrial-like
Exons: 2
Coding region: 23-1774 (583 amino acids)
Biological process (GO): regulation of DNA-templated transcription; chloroplast organization
Cellular component (GO): chloroplast
Molecular function (GO): double-stranded DNA binding
Source: RefSeq, a predicted model, not a curated record